Thermothelomyces thermophilus ATCC 42464 is the source of this 1813-nucleotide messenger RNA. RefSeq lists its product as uncharacterized. Gene Ontology annotation, biological process: fatty acid metabolic process. Lineage: Eukaryota; Fungi; Ascomycota; Sordariomycetes; Sordariales; Chaetomiaceae. The transcript has 2 exons. The record is from RefSeq and is a predicted model, not a curated record. The coding region runs from base 1 to 1557 and encodes 518 amino acids. Gene Ontology annotation, molecular function: medium-chain fatty acid-CoA ligase activity.
AUGGCGACCGGCCUCACGCUCCAGACGGCCAUCAAGGGCGCUCCCGAGUCUACCGCCAUCAUCGUGCCCGGGAAGCCAGCCUUGACCGUCACAUAUAAGGAUCUCGUGUCGGAGACGGCCUCGUUCCGGGCGAAGCUCGCGGCCAUCGGCAUCACACAAGGAUCGCCCGUCUCCAUCGCGAUUGUCAACUCAUAUGAGUUCAUCGUGUCUUUCCUGGCCGCCUCGUGGCAGCGGGCCAUCGCCGCCCCUCUGAACCCGGCCUACAAGCAGGACGAGUUUGAGUUCUACAUCGACGAUGUCAAGUCAGCCAUCGUCCUCGUCCCAAGAGGCGCCUACCAGAGCGGCAGCCCGGCCGUCAAGGCCGCCCAGAAGUUCAACGCCGCCAUCGCCGAAUGCUACUGGGACGCGGCCAAUAAAGAGGUCGCCCUCGACGUCAAGGAGCUCGGCCAGCUCCAGGGCAAGCCCAAACAGCCAGUCCUCACGCCCCGACCGGACGACGUUGCCCUCGUCCUCCACACCAGCGGCACCACCUCCCGCCCCAAGGUCGUGCCCCUCUCCCACCGCAACCUCACCCGCACCAUGCACAACAUCCAGCAGACCUACCAGCUCACCCCUUCCGACCGCACCAUGCUCGUCAUGCCCCUCUUCCACGUCCACGGCCUUCUCUGCGGCCUCCUCGCCCCUCUCCUCUCGGGCGGCUCCAUGAUCGUGCCCACAAAGUUCUCCGCCUCCGACUUCUGGCGCGACUUCAUCACCCACAAGGCGAACUGGUACACGGCCGUGCCCACCAUCCACCAGAUCCUCCUCAAGAACCCGGUCCCCUCCCCACUCCCGCCCAUCCGCUUCAUCCGCUCCUGCUCCUCCCCGCUGUCCCCAACCGUCUUCCACGCCCUCGAGAAGACGUUCAACGCCCCCGUCCUCGAAGCCUACGCCAUGACUGAGGCAGCCCACCAGAUGACCUCCAACCCGCUCCCCUCGGUCGGCCGGCGCAAGCCCGGCACCGUCGGGUUCGGCCAGGGCGUCGAGGUCGUCAUCCUCGACGAGGCCGGCAACCCCGUGCCCCAGGGCAAGGAGGGCGAGAUCUGCAUCCGCGGCGAGAACGUCACGUCCGGGUACCUCAACAACCCGUCCGCCAACGCGGCUGCCUUCACCAAGGACGGCUACUUCCGCACCGGCGACCAGGGCAAGAAGGACGCCGACGGUUACGUCAUCAUCACCGGCCGCAUCAAGGAGCUCAUCAACAAGGGCGGCGAGAAGAUCUCCCCCAUCGAGCUCGACAACGUGCUCACCCGCCACCCGUCCGUGAGCGAGGCCGUCAGCUUUGCCAUUCCGGACGAGAUAUACGGCCAGGAUAUUGGCGUCGCCGUCGUCUUGAAGCCCGGCGUGAGGUUGUCUGAGGGGGAGCUAAAGAGCUGGGUGGCCGAGAAGAUGGCCAAGUUUAAGAUUCCCAAGAAGGUGUACUUCACCGAUGUCAUGCCUAAAACGGCCACGGGCAAGAUCCAGCGGCGCAUCGUGGCCGAGACUAUGCAGAAGCAGGAGGGGCGGUCCAAGCUAUGAGCUCCUUACAAGUACGGAAUACAGGGCUAAGGGCUGAACUGUUCUGCCGAAUAAAUAUCGGGCAGUGUAGAAUAUCGCCAUCUCACCAGAUCUAGGUAGGCCGGCGUGUCGAUGCACGUGGUCUGUGUAUCUGUGUACAAACAGUGCGUCCAAAAGGACGUCGUCAAGCAAACCGCUGGCGAGGGGUAACUGAUAGACAUCCUCAGAUACAUGAAUAUAUAGAGAGGCUCCCAUAUAUCCCCGGAGCUGAUUCUUG